Molecule: messenger RNA, 2892 nt
Organism: Brassica napus (rape)
Lineage: Eukaryota; Viridiplantae; Streptophyta; Magnoliopsida; Brassicales; Brassicaceae
Exons: 4
Coding region: 2214-2708 (164 amino acids)
Source: RefSeq, a predicted model, not a curated record
AUUUUGUUUCUAACUAAAGAGAAAAAAGAAUGGUGGCGCCGGAAAUAUACUCUUAUCUUGACGAGCCUCGUUGGUGGAUCGGCAUGACAACAAGCGAGCCCUUUACCCUUUUGUUUUCUGCUACUUCCAGUGUUACUUGGUGAGAUUGCCAAUUUCGCUUCUUAAGCAUUUGCAUCGGCUAUACUUGUCACUCCUCUAGGCGCACUCAGUAUCAUUAUCAGGCAAGAUAAUCUACUCAUGUCUCGCUCUUCACCUGUUUUGCUUUUUCUUAUACACUUUUUUCUUGCUUUGAAUCACAGUGCUGUCUUGGCUCAUAUCAUAUUACGGGAGAAACUACACAUCUUUUGAGUUCUUGGCUGUGCUUUAUGUGUUGUGGGUUCCACUACAAUUGUCAUGUCUCUCAAGAACAAGAAAUGGAUUCUGUGCUUGAAGUUUGGAAUCUUGCAACAGAACCAGGUGCGUUGUAUGAAUGGGACUGUGAUGCUCUAUUGUAUGAGAGAUAGAACUUAAACCAUCUCAUGAUUUUCAUCAAGUUUGUUGCAGCAUUCAUGUGCUAUGGGAGCCUGAUCAUUGGGGCUGCUGUAUUUCUUAUUAUACGUUUCUGCCCCCAAUAUGGUCAGGCAAACGUCAUGGUCUAUAGUGGUAUUUGUUCCCUUGUGGGAUCAUUAUCGGUAAUGAAUGUAAAAGCACUUGGAACAACUCUAUAGGCUAUAUCUGUGUGACAAGUGACAACCCAGUUGAACUACUUAAACAAAGCUCUUGAUACAUUCAAUACAGCUAUAGUAUCUCUCCUGUACUACGUUCGCCGGUAAUAUUACCAUUGCGUAGAAGCAAGCAUACUGAUAAGGAUGGGUUUGAAUCAGAAGACAUUCCACUUAGACGCCAAGAGUCCCUGGGGUCACCAUAAAAGCGUUAUUAAUUGUUUCCUAGCCUAACAACGGCAAGCCACAAAGCCUCAACUUUUUUCCCCUUGUCUCGAUUACCAAGAACAUGGACCUUGGUUCAAGAAGAUCGACAAAAGUAAAAAGGGGCAAAGAGGACGAGAUCUCAGUCCAGCUCAUGUUCUUUUUGGUAAAUAUGCUGUGAGCUCAUCAAACGUAGGGCGUUAGUACACACCACCCACGCAUAAACCCUUUUCUGACCUCUUAAGAUUGUAUAAACAGAGCUCGGUUUUGCCUAAACUGGUCUUCUUACAAGCAUAUAACUGAAUGUUUUGAAUUCAAGAUUUGCAUCUCUGAUGUUUUAUUAAUUUAGUCUUCUACAGUAUUUUUUCCUUGGUUGGUUAGUACCAUUUGAAAAAAAAAAAAGAUAGUUAUAAAGCACAUGUUUAGUCAAUUGUUGAGGAAAGACUAUCUUGAUGAGCUGGAGUUAUAACGUUGUUGAUAAUAGAUAGAGCCAACGUUUUAUAGUCAUCUAUUCCUCAAUCAAUCACUCCGCUGGUUGAUGAGAUGUCAAAUUGAAACUGCGUUAAGUCACUCUCAUAACUCUUUUUAUACGUUUCAUAACUUAAGAGAGUUAAUCAUCAAUUUAGGCUGUAACUGGUAAAUCAAAAAAGGAAUAAAUGGAACAGAGAGAAAUUGAAUAAGGUGACUGGAAUGUAGAUUGUUAUGAAAUUUGAAAAUGUGAACAUAAUGCAUUUAAUUAGAUCAGAUAUACUGGAUUUAGAGCCCUAUAAAAAUGGUGUCGAAUUAAUAAAGAAAAAAAUUACAUGAAAUUUUUAGUAUAGCGUAGGUAGAAUCUUGAGACGUGGAUUUCCAUUAAAUGGUUCAAAAUGGUGAAAGUAAAACCUUUAGAUGUGAUCUUCGUAAGACAUAUAAUUAUCAGUUGUAAAAUGGUUUGUAAUAUUUCUCAUAUUUUUUUUUUUUGUAAACUAAUAUUUCUCAUAUUUUGAAAUUAGAUAAUAAAUCAAGUGUAAAAAAAAGAACUUUCAACUUGCACAUUUAUGUAUAUGUAAUCCGAUUUGCAAUUAGUAAUGGAGGACUAUAAAUAUAAACUACCUAAACUGGAAAAUACAGUUGCCUGAUUGAGAGUUAAAAAUUGUUUAGACUGAAAACUUACCGUUGACUUUUGUAACUUGUUGUAGCAGUUGAACUACAAAAAGAAAAGAGAAAAAAAAAACAGAGCAACGAAUCCAACAUCACCAACAAACACACAAACUGUCUGUCCUCUUGUCUUAUUCGUCAUCUCUUCUGCUCUUCUCUUGAUCCUUGAGAAUGGCUCUGAACAGUGAGUCUUUGGAAGAAUUUAGUUUUCCAUUGCUUGCUUCCCAAACUUCCGGCACCGAUUCACCUCCACUGUGGAAACACUCGCCGGAGAAAACCCGCCGGGGAUAUGAAGACGGGAGAUUAAUCAUCGGAAGAUACGAUGAUGACAGUCAGAGGAAGAGCUUCUCUUAUGUGGAAACGAGAAGUCUUUGGAACGUUAAUGCAGAGGAGAAAAUGGAUAUGUUGUGGGAAGAAUUCAACGAAGAACCGCCGCCGCCGCCGAGAAGCCAGAGUCUCAGGAUCUAUCUCGGCGGAGAUAAGAAAUCGUCUUUGUUUCCCGACGAGAGCUCCGCCGUGGGGUGCGGUAUGAAGUUAACAAAGAAGAGACCGUCAACGAAGAUGAAGAUGAGUACGAACGUGUUGGUGUUAAUGAGGGUAUUGAAGAAAAUUCUUGUUAUUCGGAGUUCGUUUCAGAGAUCACUAGCGAAGACUCAUCCACGGUGAUCUCACCGUGAUAAUUUUUGAUUGAGGGGUUUUUAUGUAGAAUUCAUAAAUUACGGGGCUUUUGUUGAGAACAAAAAAAUAAAAUAAUAGCCUGAAAAAAUAACAUUUGUAGUUUGAUUGGUUCACAACAGUUAAUUUUCGAGACCUGAAUUUUAAGAACAUAUAUGGAUUUGGGAGUUUUUUA